AUGGCCGAUUACACAGUAGCUACAACUAUCAGCGUAACAGUUUUGAUAUAUCUUUCUCAAAAAUUGUGGUCCCAUUUUCAUUUUUUCCUUCAUGAAUCAAAAAACCAGGUUGGUGGUAUUCUGCAGCCCAUUGACAAAAGGCUUGUACACAAGAUCGGAGAGCUUGUUGGCGAAGGUGUGAAAACUGUGGACGAGAUGAAAAGACAUCUUCGGCAAUUUGUAAAGACUGAACUGUUCCCAGAGCAAACUCCACCAUCAUCUACAAAUAGACGAUAUUAUCCAACAGAUGUGGAUGUAAGGAACCACAUGUACCAGGCCUCAGUGAAAAAACUGCUGUCCAAAACUGAUCAGGAGAACCUUGAAAAGAAAAUUAAAAGUUGGCAUCAGGAGAAACCUCAAGAUUCAUUCUAUUUUAGACCCUAUGAUCUUCUAUUUGCUCAUCAAACAGCCUGGCAGAAAAAUCUUAUGGUCCGUUAUGGAAAUGAAAUCACCCUUCUUGACGCAACAUACAAGACAAUGCGAUAUGAGCUCCCUCUAUUUUUUCUAGUGGUGAAGACAAAUGUAAAUUACAUAGUUGUUGGUUCUUUCAUCAUUCAAAGGGAAACCACAGCUUUAAUACAGGAAGCACUAACAAUCUUCCAUGACUGGAAUGCCAACUGGAAACCCAAAUUCUUUAUGACUGACUUUUGCCAUGAGGAGAUCCAUGCCAUUGAGAGCACAUUCAAAGAUACAACUACAUAUAUUUGUGACUUCCAUCGUGAACAGUGCUGGGAAAGAUGGCAACGAAAGUCUGAAAAUCGGUUGACUGACAACAGAGAAGAGGUCCUAUCAUUGCUACCUAACAUUGCAAAAUCAUCAACAGAAGAGUUGUUUGAAAUAAAUUUGUCUUCCCUCAAGGAGAGUGCACUUUGGCGGGCUAAUCCCAAGCUCAGGAAGUGGUUUGAAAAAACUUGGCUCAUAGAGUCUGAGCGAUGGGUGUGGGCUUUCAGGCGAGACAGAUUUAUGUUAAAUAUCAACACCAACAAUGGCAUUGAGCGACAGAAUGAGUCCUUGAAAUACCAGUACCUGAAGGACCGAAAUAACAACAGCCUCAGUGGGAUGAUUACAACAUUAAUUGAGGAAUUUUUACCAGACAAAUACAGAAGGUAUGUGGAGCUCAAUACAAAAUGCAGUGAACAGUACAGGCGUUACAACUCAGAUGUGCCAAAAUACUUGCACAAUAAACCCAGACCGUUUAUUAACCAUUGCAGACAGAGAAUAAGAUCAGCUGUUGAAGUGGAACCUCACCACAUUAAGGAAGUUUGCACUGACACAGAAGUUGGUCAAUUCCAAGUGAGAUCACUCUCAAUAAACACUUGGUACAAUCUGUCUUUUGGUUCCAGGGAUGUAAUGCCACAUUGCAGCUGUCCUGAUUUUUGCCAUACUGGCCUGCUAUGCAAGCAUUUUUUUGCAAUUUUCAACUACUUCCCCACCUGGCAGUGGGAUACAUUACCAGAAAAAUAUCGCGAAAACCCUUAUCUCUCACUAGACAAGGAGCAUGUGUUUGCUGAUUUUACUAAAUACAAAAGUAACAAAGAAAAUGACAAUGUUCUUGAUGAAGAGAUACCAGAAAAACAGCCAGAUGACAAAGCAGUAGUCCCACAACAGAAAAUAAAAGGUAUUGAAAGCCAAAUCAGGCAAGAGGCAAUAAUAUGUAGGGAGAAACUUAAAGGACUAACAUCUCUGACAUACAAUAUUGAAGAUGAAAGUGUCCUCAAAGACCUAAACAGUUCUCUUGAAGUCUUACUCAAUAAGUUCACAACUUUUCAAACUAUUGAUGAAAAGGAAAACUCAUCACAAACAUUGAUUAAUCAACAAAGUAGCAAGAAACAACUCCAAUCAUCCUUUAUAAAUUACCUGCCAUUACCUGUGCGCCCAAAGAAAAGAAGAUUUCGGAACAGAGUUGGAGAAUUUGCAUCUAUGAUGCAAAAACACUACAAAGUUCAAGUUCCUGUUAACAGCAUGCAAGCCAAGAGGUCCAACUCAAAGAGUGUUCUUAAACGAAAGAAAGGUUCUAAACACCCCUCUUCACCAAAGAAACAGCGCACUGAAGAACAGAACCACCAUGUCCAAAAUGAAACUAAAACAAGCAAUGAUCCUUAUGCUACUCUAAGGGAAUACAUUAUCUCCAAAGAGAAAAAAUCUCCUCUUGGUAACGAUCACGAAAAGCAGGAAAGCAUUCAUGCUCCCCAUGCAACUAACAUACCAAAAAGAUGCAUUUCUCCUUCUUCAAAAAUGCAAGGUGUGCAAAAACAAUCUAUCGAAGUGAAAGAGGAGCAUUUCAGCAACAGUCAGCUAUCAACAUUUAGCAACUGCCCAUCAUCGAAAGUCAGCAACAGUCUCCUAUGGACAAUCAGCAACAGUGAGACAUCAACAGUUAGUGAUUGUCACAUAACAAAAGUCCUUGUGAGUCCAUCAACAACAGUCAGCAGUGGUCAGUCCUCAACACUCAGCAAAAGCCAAACAACACUUGUCAGCAAUGGCCAGUCAUCAACAGUCAGCGAAAGUUUGUCACUGAUGGUCAGCAAAGGUCAGUCAUUAACAGUUGGCAACAGUUUGUCAUCAACAGUCAGCAAAGGUCAGUCAUCAACAGUCAGCAACAGUUUGCCAUCAACAGUCAGCAACAGUUUGUCAUCAACAGUCAGCAAAGGUCAGUUAUCAACAGUCAGCAACAGUUUGUCAUCAACAGUCAGCAAAGGUCAGUCAUCAACAGUCAGCAAAAGUUUGUCAUCAACAGUCAGAAAUGGUCAGUCAUCAACAGUGAGCAAUAGUCAAACAUCAAAAGUCACCAAUGGUCAGUCAUCAACAGCCAGCCACAGUUCAUCAUCUACAGUUAGCAAAGGUCAGUUUGGCAAAUCUACUUUAGGAAAUACCAUAAUUGUUGAUGAAAAUUCAGCAGAUCCUGCAUCGUGGGUAACAAUAGCAAAUUGUUAUCCUGACGAUCCAGAUUACAAACUUAAUCUCUACCUAGAAAGCAAGACAACAAUUUUACAGAAGAACCAUUGGCUCUUUGACUCUGAGAUCCAUGCAGGGCAAAUGCUUCUCAAGAGACAAUUUCCCUUCAUAGAUGGGCUGAUUGAUCCAGUAGUAAAGGGGUCUCUUGUUGUCCCUGCUGCAUCAGAGUUCAUUCAGAUCAUAAAUACUGGGUCACACUGGGUAUGUCUUAGUACAAUUUCAACCACACCUACUUCUGGUACCGUCAAGAUUUUUGAUAGUCUCUACAAAAAUAUGAAUUCAACAUCAAUAGAGCAUGCUUGUCGCAUGUUGAUGUAUCCUGGAGACAAAGUCACUUUUGUCAAUGAGAAAGUCCAGCGACAAGUUGGAGGUAGUGACUGUGGUCUGUUUUCCCUGGCUUUUGCAACUGAUUUGUGUCAUGGUAUAGACCCAACAAAUCAGAAGUAUCAUCAAGAAUCUUUGCGACAACACUACGUUGACUGCCUGGAAAAUGGAGAAAUGUCACCAUUCCCCAAAACUGAAAAGAGAGUGCCCUGCCACUUGAGCAGCAUCAAGUCCUCUGUUGCUAUUUACUGUGUCUGUAGACUACCAUACAAUAGAGAAGAAUAUGUUCAGUGCAGUAAUGACAAAUGCAAAGAAUGGUAUCAUCCCACCUGUGUUAAAAUACCAACCUGGGCAAUAAACAGCAACCGCAACUGGAGAUGCCACAAAUGCAAAGAGUAUGCAAAAGUUAAGUCAUUGUCAAGAAGCUGACCUAUUUAAGGUGGUUCAAACAUUUUGCAAAGUGAUGAGGGAUACCUAGCCUCCAAUGUGUGAUUUCAACUCAAAGCAAACUCAGUGACCUCCAUUUUUGCCAUGAAAAAUAAAUUACAUUAAAUUAGUAAACCGUGUAAAUUAAUUGUGUUGAUUGAAAGUUUCCCUGGUACUAUUUCCCCAAAAAGUUUCCAAUAUAUUAUGAAGAAAAGAUUACAAAAAAGUUCUUGGUUUAUUUGGAAUAUUUUUCGAUCAUUAUGCAUUAAAAGUUACAAUUGUAAUACGUAUUUAACAAUUAUUCCAUAAGUGCGCAUUGGAUAUGAGAUGAUAGAUAGCCAACG
Molecule: messenger RNA, 4088 nt
Organism: Stylophora pistillata
Lineage: Eukaryota; Metazoa; Cnidaria; Anthozoa; Scleractinia; Pocilloporidae
Molecular function (GO): zinc ion binding
Source: RefSeq, a predicted model, not a curated record